This is a messenger RNA of Zophobas morio, 2070 nucleotides long. RefSeq lists its product as uncharacterized. The transcript is spliced from 2 exons. The coding region runs from base 14 to 1993 and encodes 659 amino acids. The record is from RefSeq and is a predicted model, not a curated record. NCBI's taxonomy places the organism in Eukaryota, Metazoa, Arthropoda, Insecta, Coleoptera, Tenebrionidae.
UGCACAGUUCAACAUGAAACAAGUAGUUAUCUUGUUACUUUUGGUGUUGAAAGACUGUGAUGGCGAAAUUGUCAAACGUUUUGUCAACGAACAAAACAACACCACUGACGACUCUCUACAAGUUAACGUUAGCGCAGGUUACGGCAUUCACUCGGAAAAUAGCACCUUCACAACAGUUUUCCCAGUAUACAGAUUUCAAGAACGCAAAGGUCAAAAAGAAAAUGACACCGGUCCACACAUACACCCAGAUCAAAUUUCUCAGCCAAGUCAAACUGUUAAAGAAGUCCUUCCAUCACCGGUGUAUCAAGUGCACGAAAAGAGUCCAGAGGUACAAGAAAAAAAUUUUCAUGUGGCUAAAGUUCAUAGACAUCGUGCGGUAGACAAAAGAAUCCGACACAAGACAGAAAUGCGCAAACCUGUUAACGAUAUGGAGCAUAAACCGGUGGUUAGACAAGACCCCAAAUUGGCGUCGGGUACAAGAAUUGUUGAGGUGUUGAGAGUUCCCGCUAUGUACGAACUGCGUCUGCAAUCCGAUCCGCAAAGGCUGGCUGCACUUAACACCGCAUGGUUGACCAAGUUGAUGAACCAAAACCACUUUAAACGUCCGGCGCUUCAGCCAGCCCCACAGAUGAAUCCAGGAAAAAAUUUUGCUUUACAACCUCAAGCAAGUUCAGUGAUUAGUUAUGCACAACCACCCGCUGGAAAUAGCAUUCCGCACCAAAGAGUGGGCGGCCUUUUUCAAAGUUUGAAAUCAAAAUAUGUUAGUCCGAAAGUUACUGGUUACCAGCAAAGUGCAAGUUCGUAUGGGGUCAACCAACAUAAGUCAACGUUGCACCCUGUAACGCAGGUGCAAAGUCUUGGAGGGUACAAACAUAAUUAUCAGCGCCCACAAAAUUAUCAAAGUAGCUAUCAAAGCAGCUACCAAAGUCAGAACACUGCAACUUCAGGUGGUGAAAGUUCUCUCAAAAAACCGACGCAGGAAACGUCAACUCAAGCUCCUCUAAAUUAUCAUCACUUGAGUAAAGAGAUACCAUCGGAUUAUUAUCAAAAACCUCAAGCUCUUCACGAAGUACCAGCUCCGGUGUUGAAUAAGCAUUCCUACAAGCAAGUUUCUUCACCUAAAGUCCAACCAACGGCAGUACCCAGUUUGGUUUAUGGUAAACCAAUAGAUCCUCCUAGUCAAUUCUCAACUCAAUCUCCUGUUCCAGCUUCUGGUUCAUGGAGUCUCCAAGAUCAAACUAAUCUGAAUAGUUUCCAACAAAAUAAUAAUUAUCAGUACAACCAAGCACCAGUCGAUCCUAUUCCUAAUUACUACCAACAAUCACACUACGACAACCUAAAUAGCAUCGGACAAGAAAGUCUUGCUAGUCACCACCAACCUCAAUAUCAAAACAAGAACACAUACGAUUCCCACGGUUAUCAAGGCUACAGGAAUGUCCAAACCUACUACAAUGAUGCAAUAGGCGACUCUUUGGAUCAAAGUUUGUCAAAUGUUAACGGAGGAGUGGCAACUUAUUUGAACCAUGAUGGUACUAUGACAGUUUCAAACUUCCAUCAUAACCCACAGUUGUAUCGUCCUCCUGUGGACUACGAAAUUCCGGUUUCUGAGAAUACAAAUUUGGAAAAUGGGGGACACGAUUUUAACAUGAUGGGGUAUCAAAAUCAGAACAACGAUUUAACUGACUUUGAUAAUCAAAUGUACCCAGGAUACAGCCAAGAGAUUCCAGUGACCGAAAAUCAAAUCGAAACUGCUGACAAUCAAGGAUAUGAUCAAGGAUAUGGGUUGCAAAAUCAUGCGGAUCUUAGCAAUUUACUUUUAGCUACAGCGCGGUCAGGCGUCGAAGAAGGACCAUCCCAGAAAUAUGAAGCAGUAAAUAAUUAUGGAAGGAAAUAUAUGGCGAAAAGGUUAUACCAAAAACCGUUUAGCCCCAUCAAGAGGAACUCCGCACCCGUGGAAUAUAUUCUUUUUGUAAAAGAGAGAAAAUUUGGUUAAUUUGAUACUGUUAUUUGAACUGUACAUAACGCUAGUUUAAUAAAUUAUUUAUUAAUUUCAGCUCCAUUGAAUGAGCA